Messenger RNA from Hemiscyllium ocellatum (epaulette shark), 4410 nucleotides. Its product is annotated as gap junction beta-3 protein-like. The record is from RefSeq and is a predicted model, not a curated record. Gene Ontology annotation, cellular component: connexin complex. NCBI's taxonomy places the organism in Eukaryota, Metazoa, Chordata, Chondrichthyes, Orectolobiformes, Hemiscylliidae. Gene Ontology annotation, biological process: cell communication. Bases 176 to 940 code for a protein of 254 amino acids. The transcript has 2 exons.
GUCAUAUAGAAAAUAACAUCAGGACACACCCUAGAAUAAUGAGAAGUGCAAAACUGAAACCCAGCCAAUAGAUUGUCCGCGAGCGACCGGAGACACCAGUUCUCAAUAGUAUCUGGGGCUUGGAAGUUGUAGCUGUCGAAUUCGCCGAUUGACAAGUAAAUACAUUCCAGGUGCAAUGGACUGGGGGACCCUGCAAGGUGUGCUCAGUGGAGUGAACAAAUAUUCAACCGGAUUUGGACGGAUCUGGCUCUCUGUAGUAUUCAUCUUUCGAGUCCUGGUCUAUGUGGUGGCAGCAGAAAGCGUGUGGGGCGAUGAGCAGAGUGACUUUGAUUGCAAUACCCAGCAACCUGGCUGUCCAAACACUUGCUAUGACCAUUUCUUCCCCAUUUCCCACAUUCGGUUAUGGGCUCUGCAACUAAUCUCUAUCACCACACCUUCCCUGAUGGUUGUCCUUCAUGUGGCAUAUCGAAAAGAGAGAGAGCGGAAGCACAGAUUGAAGCAUGGCGAGAAUUGUUCCCAAUUGUACAAAAAUACAGGGAAGAAACAUGGUGGGCUCUGGUGGACCUAUUUGAUCAGUCUAGUAUUUAAAACUGGUUUCGAAAUCGCUUUCUUAUAUAUACUCCAUCGAAUUUAUGAUCGUUUUGAUUUACCUCGCCUUGUCAAGUGUUCCAUGUUCCCUUGUCCAAAUAUAGUUGAUUGUUAUAUUGCCAAACCAACGGAGAAAAGGAUCUUCACAUACUUCAUGGUUGGAGGAUCAGCUCUUUGUACCGUCCUUAACAUUUCUGAAAUACUAUACCUUCUCUUCAAACGAUGUUUUCGGUGUUGCAAAAGGAAAAAUGAAAGGGAAGAAGACACUGUAGCAAAGCCAAGAGGAAGACUCCUUCAUAAUGAUACUGUCGAGAAUGGAAUUAGUCUGGAGGAAUACAUCCACAAGGCCUAACAAGCACUGUUGUCAAUCAGUAUCAACAUCUUUUUCAGUGACAUGUUUUGGAAAAGCUUAACAUGAACAAAAUGUUCUUAUUUUUACCAGAAGAGAUACAAUGCUUAUAAACAAAUAAGACUCAGUGAGCAAGUAUUGCAAAAGCCAUUUGAAUUAACUCUAAGGUUAUUAAUCCACAUCCUUACGAUGACAAGUCACCAAUGGAAAGUGGAAGCAUUGUUCAAGUUUGUAUUUUCAUUGGACGAGCAGAUCCAUAGCUUAUGGAACAUUAGCAUUGAAUAAGCAACAGCAUGAAUAGAGCUUACUCAUCAAGGGACAGUUCAGGAUUUGGAGAAAAUUAAUUCAUCAAUAGAGUAAAAAGGACAUGAGCAGAGCAUAGGCAAGCAAGUGAAGAGCAGAAAGCACAUAACCACGACAGGUUUAACAUACUUGGACACGAAGAACAAUUGCAACAGGAGAUCUUGAACUAUCAGAAGGAAAGCGAGAAGUAUUGUGGAGGAUUAUGCGAUAUUUGAAAUAAUAGACAAAUUACAUCAUGAACUGUACAAUAUGCCAGUACAGAGAAUACAGAAAAUCUCCUGAUUAAAGUGCACUGUAUAAAUCAAUGAUUCUUAUUGUAAGUGCAGAAAAUUUCACAAAGUGUUUCCAAAAAAAUCUCCAAAAUUAUAAACAUUGGGAACAGAACUUGAUUUAUACAGUCACCAUUGAACAUGCCUCAGAUUUUCAGCUCAGCAAUCUAAACUGGAUAGUUCAGUGCUGAAACAUUGCUGUAUUGUUGGAAGUGCCACUUUUCUAAUGAGGUGUUAAGUCAAGGUCUUGAUGCCUCCUCAGGUGGAUGUAAAGGAUUUUAGUGCACCAUUUUAAAGAAGAGCUGGGUAGAUAAUUCUGGUCAAUAAUAAUUCCUGGUGAGCAACUAUGUUAAAAGAGUGUUGUUUGUGGGAUCUUCCAGUCCACAAUUCAACUCACAUUUUCUACAUUACAAGCGAAAACAGGCACAAGACAAAUCCAAACAUUUCUUUCUUCUUGAGAUUUGAGCCGGGUGACAGUGAAUACUCAAGUUUUAGAAAUAAGGAUGCUGCAGUUGUCAACAGUUUGGAAAUUUUGUGGUAAUAUAUCAAGAGGCAGAGAAAGAGGAACAUUGCCAUGGUCCUCCCAGACCAUAGGGCUGUUCUCUUAUUAGAGAGAGAUGACGGGAAUGUGGUUAUAUGAGUGAUGAAAGAAGUGUCUGGUAUGUAGAUCGUGUGGUGCUGACAAGCACAUGGAGCACAGAAAAUAGAGAAUGGAAAAAUACAUCACUGCCAGAUUAGCAUUCAAUUCUUAUUUAUUGGAGAGCUGCAUAUGCAUUAUCAACAGUUUUACACUGUCAGUGAUGACACUCAGUGCGAUCGGGUCUGUCUUCCCCCGCAACUAUCAUUAUUAAGAUUAAGAGAAUGGCACAAUACAUACAUAUGGAUACCAGAUUAAAUAAUUAACAGCGCCAAUUGCAACAAAAACAAUUUUAAUUGUACUGCGUACGAAACAAAACCUUUGGCACAAAUUGCUACACUGCCUGCAGACAGAAGGCACUGCAAUUUGAAUCAAAUAAUAAUCAAGGCUGUAUAUAGUGUUAUUCCUUUUACUUUAUAUAUUUGUUUACAAAAUGUGUUUAUAUCACUGGUAAAACCAGAAUGUAUUCCCCAGCAUUCAACUGUGUGGCUUGCUAAUCUAUUGCAUUAGGAGAAAGUGAGGACUGCAGUUACAGGAGAUCAGAGUCGAAGAGUGUGAUGCUGGAAAAGCACAGCUGGUCACACAGCAUCCAAAGAGCAGGGUAAUCGAAGUUUCAAGCACAAACACGUCAUCAGGAAUUCCUGAUGAACGUCUUAUGCUCAAAAUGUCAAUUCUCCUGCUCCUCAGAUGCUACCUGACCGGCUGUGCUUUUCCAGCACCACACUCUUUGACUUGGCUAGUUCAUUACUCCAUAUUGCAAUAAGUCUGGAGUACCAUACAGACAUCCUUCUUCAAGAUAAAAAAGCCUUGCCUGAAGUUCGGACAUUAGCAAACUAAAGGGGUUUUUGCUUGGUCACUAUUAUUCAAAAGAGUUUUUUAAUUCCAACAUUUUUUUAAAAAAUGAAAAUAUCAAUAAACCAGAUGCCACAGUGUAAUUUGAAAUCAUGUCAUUCAAUCAUUAGUCAUGGCUUCUUUUAUUACUACCAUUCCCUCAUCACUGGAUUUACUUGUAAAUUUUCCCAUAAUAAACCAUAUCAAUAGGGUACAUCAUUAUUCUUGAUACAGAUAGUUACAGAUUUAAAUGAUUUGUAUUGUUAUAAUUUCCUCGAAUUUCUGCAGUGGUCCUCAUGACAUUCACUGAAAAGGGGGAGUGACUUGUUGACAUGGUAUGAUCUAUUGAAAUCAAAACAAGAUUGAGCAUUCAGACUUAAUCUAACUGAUCUUUGUUAUCGGUUACAACAUUGCAGAGAACUGAUGGAGGACUCAGAAUCUGUAAACAACUCAAUCACUGCUCAAGCUUGCGAGAUGAUAACACUUCAAAUGAUUUCUGUUAUAAACUCAGUUGUAAAUGGAAGCCCCAGUUUAACAGUAUAACAUGUGAUUUGACAACUAGGCAUGUGCUGAUUUCCCCAACUGAUACCAUUUUAUAUUAAUAUUUAUUGAAUUUUCUGCACUAAUCAUGGAUUGCAGAUAUUAAAUAUGGCUGAGAUUGUGCACGAGAGAAUCUCUUAUUAUUUAUUUUCAAUAAGAUUUCAGUACAAGCUCUGUCAAAUUGGACUUGGCCUGAUAUUCUGGCUGUACAUACUGCAAUCCAUACCCAAGUUACCAAGAUGGAGCCAAGACUCAUGAGCAUAUCUCUGCAAAAUAACCCAUUGUUCUCUUAUCAAUGGAGUCCCAAAACCUUAAACAUGUAAGAGACAUUGUCUAUGUCACUCUUUACCCAUUAUUAUAACCACUGUAAUAAAUUUAAUUAUCCUUCAGCACUGAGAUUUUGUUUAACUUAGAUAUCCAGUGCCAAAAUCCAGAAUCUUUUAUUACUGUAAAUCCAAAUCAUCAGUCUUUAGUUCCAUCCUUUCAGGACCACAGCCACACAGUGAAGCUCACUGACAUUAGGGACAUCACACCAUUUACACUCCAUACCAUGAGCAUUCUAUGUAAUAAUAAUGUAAUGAAGAAUAAUUUUAUGAAAGAAAUUGCUACCCCUAAUUGGUAGUUGCCCAUAAGAGAAAGCUGAAUGUUUGAACUUGAAAGGGCAAUGGUGUCAUUAUCUAUUAUUAGAUCGUAUCUAGCAAUGAAAAACUCAAACUGUGACUGGAAGUGCCCAUUCAAACUGUGUGUCAAAAGAAGGAAAUAUCUCUGGAGUCUGAAUUUCAGACAUAAAGAUUCUCAAAAAGUAUAUAUUUUUUUCUAUCUUUGUUACAUAUUUAGUACAUCUGAUAUAUUGUUACUGCUGUCUACGUUUUCUAAAUAAAUGGCUUUAAAUA